UAUUUUUUUUCCUUCUCUUCUCUUCUCUUCUUCUCUGUUUAAAAGGCUCUGUCUUUUAAGCAUUUCUUCAAACGAGUCAUCUCCAGAAAAUAAAAAAAAAAGGAAUUCUUUUUGGUUUUGUGUGUUUUUUUAAGAAAAAAAGGUCACCGGCGAUUCUCGCCGGAAAAACGCACCUGUAAAAAGUUCUUACUUUAAUCACCAAAGAAACAUCCCAAGAAAGAGUUUCUUUUUUCCUUUUUGUUUCUUUGGUUUUUGUUUUCUGGGUUUUUUAGUGAAGAAAAUUUAUAAGCAAAUAGAUAGAAAAAGAAGACCAGAUGUUAAAACGGCGGCGUUUCCACCGUUUAAUUGAUCAAAGCUCUAAAAAAUGGUACUUUGAUGGAGGAAAGGAUAAUAGAAUGGAUUGUUUAAUAGAUUGUUAAAGGGAGGGAUAGUUAUAUCAUAUAGUGUUGUUAUUUUGAUGGGGAAGGUGGCUUUGGGGGUGGCACUAGGGGUGGCGGUGACGACGUGUGCGGUGGCGGCGGUGGUGGUAGGGAGGAGAGUAAGGAGUAGGAGGAAGUGGAAGAGAGUAGUUGGAGUUUUAAAAGAGUUGGAAGAAAGUUGUGAGACCACAGUUGGGAGGUUAAGGCAAGUAGUGGAUGCUAUGGCUGUUGAGAUGCAUGCUGGUUUAGCUUCUGAAGGAGGAUCCAAGCUGAAAAUGUUGCUCACUUUUGUUGACAAUCUCCCUUCUGGGAGUGAGAAAGGAACUUAUUAUGCUCUAGAUCUUGGAGGUACUAAUUUUAGGGUCUUACGGGUUGAACUAGGAGGUCAAAGAUCCUCCGUCUUGGAUCAAGAUGUGGAGCGACAACCCAUUCCCCAGCAGUUGAUGAGUGGCAGAAGUGAGGAUCUUUUGGAUUUUAUAGCUUCAUCACUACAGCAGUUUGAUGAAAACGCAAAUGAUUUCGAGAAAUCCUCAAUUAGGAAAGAACUUGGAUUUACAUUCUCUUUUCCUGUGAAACAAACAUCUGUUUCAUCAGGGAUUUUAAUCAAAUGGACAAAAGGAUUUGCAAUCAAAGACAUGGUUGGAGAAGAGGUAGCUGGAGCUUUACAACAGGCACUGGAUAGGAAAGGUUUAAAUAUGCGAGUUGCUGUGCUGGUGAAUGAUACUGUUGGAACAUUAGCUCUUGGACAUUAUCAUGAUGCAGACACUGUUGCUGCAGUGAUAAUUGGAACCGGUACAAAUGCCUGCUAUUGGGAGCGGACCGAUGCUAUCAUUAAGUGCCAAGGACUUCUUACAACUUCUGGAGGCAUGGUUGUCAACAUGGAAUGGGGAAAUUUUUGGUCAUCUCAUCUGCCAAGAACUUCGUAUGAUAUUGAAUUAGAUGCUGAGAGUCCAAAUUCCAAUGAUCAGGGUUUUGAGAAAAUGAUAUCAGGCAUGUAUCUUGGUGAGAUUGUUAGGAGAGUGAUUCUAAAGAUGUCACAAGAGUCAGAUAUUUUUGGUCCUGUUUCUUCCAGUUUAUCAAUGCCCUUUUCCUUAAGGACGCCUUUAAUGGCCAUGAUGCAUGAGGAUGACUCCCCUGAAUUGACAGAAGUGGCGAGAAUCUUAAAAAAUGUUCUCGAGAUUCCAGAUGUUCCCUUGAAGGCAAGGAAGCUUGUUGUGAAGGUAUGUGAUGUGGUAACCCGUAGGGCUGCUAGAUUGGCAGCUGCUGGUAUUGUCGGGAUAUUGAAGAAGAUUGGCCGGGAUGGAAGCAGUGGCAUUACAGGUGGAAGAAGUAGAAGCGAUAUUAAGAUGAGAAGAACAGUAGUGGCAGUCGAGGGAAGUUUAUACACACAAUAUACAAUGUUCAGAGAGUACUUGCAUGAAGCCUUGCAUGAAAUAUUGGGAGAAGAUAUUGCGCAGCAUGUCAUUCUUAAGGUCACAGAAGACGGAUCAGGGAUCGGAGCAGCUCUCCUUGCUGCCUCAUAUUCAUCCAAAAGUGUCGAUAACGUACAGCUGCUAUAAAUAUAUAUUAUAUAAUAUACAUAUAGCCCCUGUAAAUGUAGAUUUCAAUUUCAUAUCUUUCAUAUAUAAAAGAAAGGUUUGUUCUUUACUUGGCAAUUUUUCAAAGUUCCCUUCAAUUG
This is a messenger RNA of Theobroma cacao (cacao), 2097 nucleotides long. It is a transcript of the gene HKL1, whose product is annotated as hexokinase-like 1. NCBI's taxonomy places the organism in Eukaryota, Viridiplantae, Streptophyta, Magnoliopsida, Malvales, Malvaceae. The record is from RefSeq and is a predicted model, not a curated record. Gene Ontology annotation, biological process: glycolytic process; intracellular glucose homeostasis. Gene Ontology annotation, cellular component: cytosol; mitochondrion. Gene Ontology annotation, molecular function: ATP binding; D-glucose binding; hexokinase activity.